Ceraceosorus guamensis is the source of this 2246-nucleotide messenger RNA. RefSeq names its product MFS general substrate transporter. The record is from RefSeq and is a predicted model, not a curated record. Gene Ontology annotation, molecular function: transmembrane transporter activity. Lineage: Eukaryota; Fungi; Basidiomycota; Exobasidiomycetes; Ceraceosorales; Ceraceosoraceae. The transcript is spliced from 3 exons. Bases 345 to 2186 code for a protein of 613 amino acids. Gene Ontology annotation, biological process: transmembrane transport.
UGUGAAGGAGGGUUUUAGAGCUCUCACGUACAGCCUUGGGCCUCACGGCUCUGGCGCACCAAAGUACCGGAAGAUGAAACAUGGUGGAGAUGCUUGAGGGAGCAAAGUGACGUACCAUGCUCUGCUUGUGUGUGGAAGGUCAAGUCUGGCCUCGCCGCCCUCUUCCACCAACGCUACAAAUGUAGGCAAAUCCCUUUGGAGCCCCCCAAGUGUCUACCACGAACCGCUUUUGACUUUGCUAUCCGACCACGAACUGAGUCAGUAUCAGCACCGUAUGCCCUGACGACAGUCGUACUCAGGCACUGCCGACAUCUGCCCUUGGUACUACUGCUUGCGCUCACACCAUGGCUUCCUUAAAGUCCACGGAGCUCCCGCUGGGACUCUUUCCCCAAGCGACUCGUCCAUCUGGAUCGAAGCAGUCAGAAGGACUGCAGAGCGGAACGACCACCGCUGCCGAUACUACACCUGCCGGAUCCAUCCUUUUACGCACGGAGGAUGUGACGGCGACCAAUUCCAUCCACGAGGGCGAUGGCGAAGAGGCGCAGGAUGGCGGGCUUGCCAACUCGUCGAUCUCAAAGGAUGGCACUGCGGGCAAGACGUCCAAAGCCAAAGCAAAGGCGCUCGAUGGAGAUGGCGACAAGUUGAUAUUGGUGCAAUUUGGAGAAAAUGACAAGGAAGAUCCUCAGCAGUGGUCUUUGACCCAGAAGUGGAUCCUCACCAUCCUGCUCAACUCGAUGACCAUGUGCAUCGGCUUGUCGACCUCGGCCUAUUCGGUGGGCAUCGGCAAGAUGACGGACGAGUUUGGGGUGGCUAAUGUGGCUGGCCAGGUGGGAAUGUUCACUUUCAAUGGCGCUUGCGCGAUCAUGCCGCUGUUUAUUGCACCGUUUUGCGAAUUGUCAGGCCGAAGAAUCAUCUACGUCUCUGCCUUUGCUGCUUUCUUCGCCGUCACGUUCAUGUUGGCCUUUGGUCAGAAUCUGGCCACGCAGAUUGUCGGGAGGCUGCUCCAAGGCGCUUUCGGCUCUAUCGGCACGAUCCUGGUUGGAGGCUCCUUGAGCGAUGUGUGGAGCACAAAGGAGAUUUCGGUGCCCAUGUCGCUCUUCAGCUUUUGCGCCAUCGUUUCCACAGUCGGCGCACCGGCUUACAGCGGGUACAUCGACGAACGACUGGGCUGGCGCUGGAUUCAGUAUGUGCACCUGAUCCUCACCGGCGUAGUGCUUUUGUUUGAGCUCUGCUUCUUGAAAGAGUCGAGGGGCGAUGCCAUUCUUCGAUCCCGGGCCAAGAGGCUACGAAAAGAGACUGGAGACGAGAGGUUCAGAGCGCGUGCAGAACUGGAAGGCGAUACGCUCAUGGACAUGUUUAGAGCCAGCUGUCUGAGGAGCAUCAAACUUCUCUUCACCGAGAGCGUCAUCCUCUUCUUUGGGCUGUACAUUGCGCUCUGUUGGAUGACGGUAUUCCUCUUCCUCAGCGUCAUUCCCCUCACCUUUGCCGGCAAUCAUGAGUGGUCCGAAGGCAAUGCUGGAUUGCCCUACAUUGCCGCCAUCUUGGCCUGCUUUGCCGGGUUUGGCUUGGGUCUCUGGCAAGACAAGAUGUACGAGCGCAGCACUCGCAACAACGGAGGAGUAGCAAAGCCCGAGUACAGGCUCUACGGCGCCAUGAUCUUCGGACCGCUAUUCGGCAUCGGCAUUAUGAUUUUCAGCUGGACGCAGUUCGCGUUUGUGCAUUGGAUAGCUCCCAUACUCGCCAUUUUCCUCAUCAUUCUCGGUACCUAUGCCGUCUUUUUGGCCGUCUACUCCUACACGGCCGACUGCUAUCCCUCCGUCGCUUCCUCCGCCAUUGCUGGUCAGGGCCUGCUCAGAAACGGCAUGGCAGCCGCUUCUCCCCUCUACGCCACUUAUAUGUUCGAAGGGAUGCGCUACCAAUUCGCAGGAUUACUGCUCGCUCUCAUCGCUCUGGCCCUCGCGCCCCUGCCCUUCAUCCUCUACCGCUACGGUGACACGAUCAGAGCGAGGAGCAAACACGCCGUGCAGCCCAACGUGGCCUCUCCAGAAGCGCGUCGAGGUGUGGAUGCAGAGGAGAAGAUACCCUCGCAGAGGUCAAAGACAUCAUCGGAUAAUGAGAAGGCCGAGCGCACUACCAGCGCAAAGGGAGCUCACAGCAAUGACCGAGACGUAGAGCAAGGACAAUAGACUUGUUUACACAUUUGUAAGAACUCCACAUCGCACUCUAAAGUCAUCCAAACUAGCAAU